CCACUUAGCAGUAUCGCAGAUGUAGCAACAGCCAGCUGGAGAUCCAGUGGACAGAUUACACAUGAGCAGAUUUCAGCCUGCUCAGCUGCCUGAGACAGGCAUGAACACAGAGCUGUGAAGAGCAGAAGUCAACUGUCUGUGUGGAGCUAACGUCGAGGCGGGGCGACAUUUAUCGACGGCAAGUCUUUCUCACUCUGUUUGCUGUCUCCAACAUUCUCGCCAACAUGCAUCAAGCAUGACAAUAAACUGGUUUAGCUGGGUGACGGGGGAAAAGUAAUGUAACAGAAAACUUUCGACGAGUCCCACCUGGAUCAGAAGCACGGCGCAGCGGCAGAGAAAAACAUGGGGAAGAAGGCAAGAUGACGGACUUAACGUUUAACCAAGGAGAAGCGUAAAGAGCCAAUAACAGUGUGACUUCAGUAUGGCACAUCGUUCUCAGUGUUCCUCUGCCGGGGAUAACCCCCUGGACCCCAACUACCUCCCCCCUCACUAUCGGGAAGAGUAUCGCUUGGCUAUUGACGCUCUCAUUGAGGAAGAAUUGGAGGGAUACUACCAGUUUCUCCAAAAAGCAGAUGUGGUGGACUUCUUGGCCUCAUCUGAGAUUGAGUAUAUCUCGAGCUCUGUUCAGGUGCCUCAGCAGAGCAACAACCCUGAACAAUAUUAUCAAGAGGAUGAAGGAGAUGGCUCCUCAGACACUUACUGGCCGAUUCACUCUGACCUGGACGUCCCAGGCUUGGACCUCGGCUGGCCUCAGAUGCACCACUUCAUCGGGCCCACAGAGGUCACCACUCUGGUCAACCCCCCCGAGCCUGACAUGCCGAGUAUCAAGGAGCAGGCCCGGCGACUUAUCAAGAAUGCUCGGCAGGUGAUUGCCAUAGUGAUGGACAUGUUUACUGAUGUUGACAUACUUGCGGAUAUUCUCAAUGCUGCUAUGAGAAAUGUUGCUGUCUACGUCCUUUUAGACGAGCAGAACGCACAUCACUUCGUCAACAUGGUUUCUAACUGUAGAGUUGAUCUACAAAGCAUUCAACUUUUACGCGUGAGAACAGUGUCAGGCAUCAAGUACCACUGCCGCUCAGGGAGCACCUUCACAGGUCAGAUGAUGGACCGCUUCUUGUUGACAGACUGCCGGGCUGUGCUGAGUGGAAACUACAGCUUCAUGUGGUCUUUUGAGAAGCUCCACCGCUGUAUGGCACACCUUUUUCUUGGACAGCUCGUUACGACCUUUGAUGAAGAGUUUAGGAUUCUUUUUGCUCAGUCCCAACCACUGAUUAUUGAAAACCUUGCUCCAAUGGAAGAGUUAAGCCUUUCACAAAAGAGUCAAUAUCCAAGAGAAAGAACAAUGUACAGAGAGACAAAGAAAUUUCAGUCACUGGACACCGGUCAUCCAGAUGAGGGGCUAAGGCAUCCUUACGGUGAACGCAUGGAUUUGAGAAUGAUGGCCCUUAAAAAGCAGGAAUCCUUGCAAGGCCCUGCAGACAUGCACAGUAGAUUUACACCCCAGCAUCCUCGCAUGGAUCCAUCUUUUGAUCAGGGCCCUUCCAGAAUGCCCACGAUGGAAAAUCCUGCCUUCAAACGUCACAGUUAUGCUGAAGGCAGUCAUGGUAGAUACUCUUUGCCAUUCCUGCAGCAACAGGGAAUGCCAGAAUCUGAGAAACUGGGAAGGCAGUUCUACAGGGGGCAGCAGCCUGGACCAGCCCCAGGAAGAGAGGCAGAUACCGGUGCCAAUGAGAAGUUCUGGAACCAAGACUUUUAUUCGGCAGAUCCUAAUAUUGAGCCUGGUUUACCUCCAGAGGUCGAACCAGGUGAUAACUUUGACCCUGUGCUCAACUAUUUAACAUCUACCAGGAUUGCCGAAUUUGACAAAGGCUCAGAGGAAUUGCAACCUAUAGCAGAUUUUCCGUUUGGUUCAUCUCACCCUAGAAGAUCGAGUCUAGGCAACCAACAAGCGUUUCAAGCGUCUCCCACCCCAUCAAAUCCAACUGAUCAGAAGCAGUCUUUCCAGGAGCCUAUCGCUGACCGCAAGGAUCCUUUGGUGAAACGGGGGCUAAGAAACUGGAGGAUUAGCUCAUUUCUAAGUGCACAUGAUAAUCCAGAAGAGGAAGGCCUGCCAUCAGCACCACUAAAUGCACAGGAUCCAUUUGAAGUGCCCUCUAACCCCAUACAGCAAACAGCAGGCAUAGAUUUAGCACUCCCAAAAAUGCCUAAUUUCAGAGAAUUUAGGGUUUCUGCAAUACCAAGGGCAAGUCAGAUGCCAAGUUUUGUCACCACAAGACAGCCAAGGAAAUUGCCUGAUGAAAACACUGCAGUAGCAGCGGAAACAAAAACAACACCAACACCUUCAGAAUCCUCAUCAUCCACAACUGAAGUGGAGAAACUAGAGGACGUAGAACAAAAGGAACCAAAAAUGUCUGGCCUUCGGAGGGAGGAGUCGUUCCGUCGGAAAUACAAUGCAGCUAUACCGAGGAGCUCUAGGCUAAGAUCCUCUAUGAUAUUCAGCUCUCUGGACCAGAAGAAUACUGCUCCAGGUAACCAACAGGAUGAGGAAGGAGACAAAGAUGAGGCAGAACAGACAAAACUACCUUUUGUUUCUCAAGUUAUGGGACAAAGGAGGACUGCAAGAGAACCUUUUGAGUGGAGUCGUUACAUGAAGUCAGCCACCUUUGAAAACUCUGCCACAGACCAAUCCAAACCAGAUGAUGGUAACAGUAAGCCAAAGGAUGAAAAUUCAGAGGAUCUUUCAGAGGCACAAAAAACAUUAAAACAGCCAAGUGUAGAGCAAGCAGAUUCUUCACAAUCAGUGCCCCAAUCCAAAGCUUCUGAAACUGAGCUGCCAAAAACUGAUCAACCAGUAGAGCCAACCAAACCUUUGCUCACCGCUCCUUUGUAUGUAGACAUGUCUGAUCCUGAUAAUAGGCUCUUGUUUUUCAAAGAACUGGCAGCAAAACGCAAGGCUACUAAUUCUGCAGAGGCUGAAAAGAGCAAAGAGAAGGCUCCAAUGAAAACACCAAUUGAGCUGAAAAGCAACACAGCUGUUGAAAAGGGGAAGCCUGUACCAAAAGAAACCUCAGAAAAGAUGGCUGAUGCUUCUAUAUCUAAGGGUUCAAUAGAUAAAAAUGCUAAUGCCAAGGAUGCAGGGAAACCAGUAUAUACAGAAGCGUUCAAAGCAGCCAGUCUAUCUUUGGAUGCCUCCAAAAGCUGUAAACAAGAACAAACCAGAGUUGCAACUGAUUUGGAGAAGAUAGAGCUUAGUAACAACCAAACAAAAGCAACUCUGCCUGUUUCUGCAGAAACAUCAAAACCUCAGAGCCAAUCACCAGAAGAGCCAAAGCUGUCAAAUCCUGAUGUAAAAACAAGUAGCUCCAGCCACCCCCCUACACCAACAAAUGCCACUCCAGCUAGCGUGCAAUCCCUUGCACAAGGUACAGAUAAAAGUAAAAGCCCCUGCCUUGAUUCUAGCUCGAAAGAGUCUAGUUCACCCACUCCCAGUUCAGAGAAGGUCCCACCAUCUUCUGAAUUAGCAGUAUUGGAUUCAAACACUCCAAACCAUGAAUCCCUUCAGUUAGAAACCAGCAUUUCUUCUGACCCAUCAGGCCAAAGCUCAUCCUCUGAACAAAUCACUGGUUCACAGAUCAGUCCAAGUCCUUCUUCGUCUAGCCGUGCUAUUUCUUCCACUUCAUCAGAAUCCAUAUCUUCUAGUGUUACCCAGAAAGACUCAAGCUCAACAGUAACUCCCAGCAUAUUGUCCCCUAAUGCACAGGAAUCUGUCAGCCCCUCCCUGCCAGCAAACUCCCAACUGACGUCACCUGAUACCAUUUCAGCAACUGACUCUGCACAUGUGGAAUCUGACAUUUCUCCUGACACAUGUGCUGCUCGUUCAGAGCCAAACAAACCUUCACUACAGUCCCAUACAAAGACAGACUCUGAAGAUUCAAGUGCUCCUACACCUUCUGAAAAAGAUGUCCCGGAAUCAGAAAACAACUCUGUUCCUAAGGGUGUUGGAAAGAAAUCUGAGGUUCUUGGAUCAUCCGAGAAUGUCAAAGCCGAUAGCACACCUCCUAGCCUUAGCCCCUCAUUGCCGAAAUCUUGUUUACCUAAUGUAUCUAACCUAGAAAGCAAAUCCAAAUCUGCUAAAAAUGAGACAAAUACUCCUUCCCCUUCCCCAGCAGACCCUCCACCCAAACAUUGUCCAGCAGAACCAAGCUCUAACGCUUCGAAUUCAAAAAUACAAGCCACCCCUCCCUCAAAACUUAACCUGAAAUGUUCUGUCACUCCUCCUGAAACAGAAUCCUCUUCAACUCCUUCUUCUCUGUCACCUGAGGCUGAAACAACAAAGGGUGUUGGAAAGGAAUCUAAGGUUCUUGGAUCAUCAAACAAUGUCAGAGCUGAUAACAAACUUGCUAGCCUUAGCCCUUCAUUGCCUGAAACAUGUCUACCUAAUGCAUCUGACCUAGAGAGUCAAUCCAAAUCUGCUCAAAAUGAGACUAAUACUGCUUCCCCCACCCAAGCAGUCCCUCUACCCAACCAUUAUCCAGUAGAAACCAGCUCUCCUGUCAACCCAGACUCUACUACUAAUGCUUCCCAGUCAGAAAGACAAGCGGCCCCUCCCUCCAAACUCAACGUGACAAGUUAUGUCACUCCUACUCCUCCUGAAACAGAAUCAUCUUCAACUCCUUCUUCUCUGUCACCUGAGGCUGAAACAACAAAGGGUGUUGGAAAGGAAUCGAAGGUUCUUGGAUCAUCAGAGGAUGUCAAAGCUGAUAGCAAACUUACUAGCCCUAGCCCUUCAUUGCCUGAAACAUGUCAUGUAUCAGAUCUAAAAAGCAAUCCUUUAGAGCCACCUGUACCUGCUAAACAUCUGGACAGUCAGAAUGAAGCAAGGAAAGAGACUGAAAAGACUGACCCUGUUGCGAAGAAAACUGGUGAUACCAAGGCAACAAAUAAGGUCAAUAAGACUAGUACACGGGAGUCGGUUGGUAAUGAAAAAACGAAUGAACGAGUAAGCCAGAACAACUGCUCCGGAACGCCAGAGAUCACACCAGAUGUUCCUUCGUCACCACAGUCCAAGCAGCCAAAAUCUAGCCAGUCUCGCUUCCAAUCAUCAACAGCCAACGUGAUCUCAAGCAGCAACCUCAGAGACGAUACAAAGCUGCUUCUAGGGCAGAUCUCUGCCAAUAGCCAAAGCAGGAACGAGGCUGCCAAAGAGGCUCCUGUCACUGAUGAUGAGAAAGAAGACAAAGCUGACAAAAAUGCCAAAAGGGAGAAAGAAAUAGGUAUCAGGUCCCUUAGCAGAGGGCAGCCGAAGUCAAUUGAGGAGCGUGACAAGCUGUUGGAGAAGAUUACACAUAUGAGGAAGGAGAGGAAAGUUUACAGCCGAUUUGAGAUGGCACCGUAAAUGGAAUCGUAAGAAUGAACUGAGCAUCAAGUGUGUGUAGAAAGAAAAGAUUACAUUUUAAAGCUGAAAUGAUGACCAAGAAAUGUUUCUGACCAAUGACAUUUUCUGACCAAAGACCUUUAGUUUGUUUUCUGCAACAACAAAAAAAGCAUAUUAUGCAAACAGGAAGGGGACCUCGAGCUGGCUUUAACUGGUAAAACUAGCAGUUCAACAAAUGAAUAGAAACCUGAUUUUCCAAUUGUAUUACAAUGACCAACAAAACAUGAACAUCGACUACGUGUGUGUGAUCUGAUGAUUAAUGAUGUGUUUUUACUGACUGCAUGGGUGAAGUGCAAUGUUUGAAACAGGAUCUCUGUGAUGACGUCUGUCCUUUCUUUUUUUAACGGCACUGACAGCCAUUACAUUAAAGUAUGUUGGUUUUAAAAGUGUAAUAGAUCAUCUUUAUAGUCAGAGUCUGUAAUAUACUGUAUUUGAUAUUGUAGUUUUUCACAAUCAUGUUAAACAAAGAUACUGAUUAUUACGAGGGUUUGUGAAACUAGUAAAUAAAUACAUUCAUAUCCACGCAGGGCUCUUGUUUCAGUGAAAAUAUGUUAAUUUUAAUAUAAGCAACAGUGUCAACCAUAUUGUGGUAUUUUUGAUGAAUUGUUUAUCAAACGAACAAAAUGUCAUUUGUUAUGUUUAAAACCAAAGCUACAUGCAUGGCUGGAUUCCACUGGGGCAAGUGACUGUAUAUGGUGUUAUCUUAUGUAAUUAGCUAGAACCAACUCUAUUUUGUCUCUGAAAAUGUGCUUUUUUUCAAUGAACACAUGUCAUACCUGUACACUGAAACAAGAAAAUCUGAGGCUGCAAAGACUACACGACAGUAUGUAAAAUUGUGCCUUGAAAUACUAGAUGUAUUGAGUCUGUCUUCAGCAGCACUUGCGCUUUGUAAAUCAAAUGUCUUCAAAUGGUGGUGUUAUCCUGUCAUGAAAUUGCCAAAAGAAGGUACUAUGAGAAGCAGCGCUGGUUUCGUUGAUAAAAUGUGGCUAAAUUGAGUAAUUGCUGUUUAGAUCUUUUUCAGAUCUUACAUAAUAGGGAAAUCACAGGUCUUAAUUAUAACAUUAACUAUGACUCCAUUAUAGUCAAAUGUCCCAUUUAGCCAGCAUAAACAAUAACACCCUGAAACGUAUAUGGAACUUAAACAUCAUUCAUUAUUUACUCCUGUAAUUUUUCUAAUGGGAUAGAUCAAAAUGGGUUCUGUCAAAAAUAACUACUCUUUUUUUACUUGUCUCUAAAGAAUUAAUAAAUUGUUAUAACGUGUGUUGACAGUGUGUGAGUAUCAAGUAUUAAUCUUGAAAUGUUUUGGCUCUAUGAAACCUGAUGUACUUAUAUGAUUCUGUUUUCUUCAAGGUUGUAUCUUCUUGGUCGAAUGCACUUAUUGUAAGUCGCUUUGGAUAAAAGCGUCAGCUAAAUGCAAUGUAAUGUAAUCUUAGAAACUAAUGACAUACACAAAGAUUGUAUUGGUUUAAAACAUGAUUAAAAGGUCAGUUGUCAAAUAUGGA
Molecule: messenger RNA, 6936 nt
Organism: Gymnodraco acuticeps
Lineage: Eukaryota; Metazoa; Chordata; Actinopteri; Perciformes; Bathydraconidae
Gene: sack1ha
Product: family with sequence similarity 83 member Ha
Exons: 6
Coding region: 422-5395 (1657 amino acids)
Biological process (GO): protein localization to cytoskeleton; intermediate filament cytoskeleton organization; positive regulation of cell migration
Cellular component (GO): keratin filament
Molecular function (GO): keratin filament binding
Source: RefSeq, a predicted model, not a curated record